AUUUCUAGAUGUGUUCUCUCUCAUUUGAGUUCCCGUUCCAAAUGCCACACAUAAGCGAAGAGCCUGGAACUCUUUCGUCAUUGAGAGACAUUACACCACAUCUCUUCUCACUCUCUCCUCACUCUAAUGCCACACAAGACUUAUGGGCACAGUCUGUCUGUAUUCGUGGCAACAGGGAGUUGUUUGGUUGUCAUGACGAUAAGCCACGCCCAGACUUAAAAUCUGCAUUGACUCGUGCAGUGUAUGAAUCACAUCCAACAACAAACAGUCAACUCUCUAUGUAUCAAACCCCAUUACUGCUAGCAACUCCAUUUCCACAGAUAUUCACUAAACAGAACACAGGAACAUCAACAAUUUCCUCUUAUACAACUCUCCAGUCUCAUUCAGGUAUAGAGGAAUUCUUUAAAACUCUUCACAGAGAGGCCAAAAGUGUUGAUAUAAGGAGAGUUCCUGUUUAUCAUUCAACUUGUCUUGAUGCUGAUUCGCAUCAAGAAAUGUUAGUAAAAUUGCAAGAAAUUAAAGACUUGUAUCAUGUUGGAUUAAAUUCUAGCGAUGACAGUACUGAUGAGGAAAACUGAUACUGAAAUACAAAAUUACACAUACAUUAAUGUACAUAUUCAUGUAGAAAAAUAAUCAAUUUUGUGCAUUCAUUGUGAUCAUUCUGUAUCUGAAUAACUCUGAAAUGUGAUUAUAAAUAUUUGCAUUAUUAAAAUAAACAUUAUUAAAAUCCAAA
This is a messenger RNA of Amphimedon queenslandica, 733 nucleotides long. RefSeq lists its product as uncharacterized. NCBI's taxonomy places the organism in Eukaryota, Metazoa, Porifera, Demospongiae, Haplosclerida, Niphatidae. Gene Ontology annotation, biological process: mitochondrion organization. Bases 9 to 578 code for a protein of 189 amino acids. Gene Ontology annotation, cellular component: mitochondrion; cytoplasm. The record is from RefSeq and is a predicted model, not a curated record. The transcript has 4 exons.